Messenger RNA from Quercus lobata, 2509 nucleotides. RefSeq names its product WD-40 repeat-containing protein MSI4-like. Gene Ontology annotation, molecular function: protein binding. Bases 1110 to 2420 code for a protein of 436 amino acids. NCBI's taxonomy places the organism in Eukaryota, Viridiplantae, Streptophyta, Magnoliopsida, Fagales, Fagaceae. Gene Ontology annotation, biological process: meristem maintenance; meristem development. The transcript has 8 exons. The record is from RefSeq and is a predicted model, not a curated record.
UCAAACGGCACAUUUGAAAGUGACAGAACCCUUUCAACCUCACUCACUCAAACUCACUCUAAAACUCCGCCCUCUCUCACUCUCAAACUCACUCUCAAGCCGUUCGUAGCCCGCCGUUCGUCUGCCGUUCGAUUCCCGCCGUUCGUCUGCCGUUCGUGCUCUCUUUUCAGAUCGAUGAGGAGCUACAGUGCUUGCACCCUGGUCCGCAAGAGGAUUCAGUGUUGACGCGACAACCAUAUCACCGAUCAGAGGCCAUUUGGAAUGGCAAGGACCCGGGCUCACUUAUGUGCCGUGGUCGUACUAAGGAGAUGGCAAACGUUCAGAUGGAAGAUAAUCGGGUGAUUGACAUUAUCAAAUUGCUAAGAUUAGAAGGAUUGUUUAGAGCCCCUUCCAAAGAGAUCGAUAAUUGCCUAAUAUCGGCCCUAGUUGAGCGAUGGCGGCCGGAGACUCAUACGUUUCAUCUUCCACAUGGUGAGAUAUCAAUCACCCUACAAGAUGUGGAGGUGAUUUUCGGACUUUCUAUAGACGAUGAGAUCUUGGUUGGGCCGACUGCUGUGGAGAAUGGGACUUGGAGGCAAGUGUACGGGGAGUUGCUUAGAUUUACUCCGCCGGAGGACAAUAAAACUUUGGUGGGCCAAAGAAUUCUCAUCAGCCGACUUCUUGAGGCCGUUGCAGCACCACUGCCUCAGGACGCAACAGAGAUUCAGAUACACCGGUAUGCUCGAUGCUAUAUUUUAGCGCUAUUAGGGGAUAAACUUUUCAUGGACAAGUCAGGAGAUAGGGUGCAUCUGAUGUUCUUGGAGUUGAUUCGCAAAAUUCGUGAUCCGCGGCAGUAUAGUUAGGGUAGUGGUUGCUUGGCCUGGUUGUACAGGGACUUGUGUCGAGCAAGUGAGAAAGGCGCAUCGCAGAUUGGUGGGGCGUGCACCUUGGUCCAGUAUUGGGCAUGGGCAAGGUUGUCAUUCUUGUGUCCGAGGAUAGAGCCCCCACCUGGAUGUGAUUAUGGCCCAUGGCCAUAUGCUCCACUUGCAUUUAAGUGGGUGCGGGUGCCAAGCUCGAAGAGUAGGCCAUCUGGCACGACCUUGGUCCGCUAUCGCGAGCAAUUAGUGACAAUGCGGCCAGACCAGAUUGUGUGGCAGCCAUACGAGGCAGACUUCGGCCACCUUCCUGAGUUCUGCGUUGCAGGGAGGGAUACGUGGACAGCGAGGGUGCCGCUUGUGUGUUUUUGCAUAAUAGAGAGACACUACCCGGACCGUGUCCUUCGACAGUUUGGGUUGGCGCAGCAGCAGCCUGACAAUGCUGUCUACGAUGAUAGACUGCAUAAAAUUGACUUACGUGGGAAGGUGGAAAAGAAUUGGAGGGAGGAGCAUGGACCGUAUAUCAUUUCAUGGGAAAUGAGACGACAACAACUUUGUCAUGCACCUCCUCAGAUUGGUGAGAUGCCCCGCAAUCAUGCCUAUUACGUCUGGUAUCGUCCGAUCACUCGAAAGUAUGUCGUCCGCAACAACGCUAAAUUAGAUAUAAUGAUUCAAAGCCAUUUAGCGCUAUUGGAGAUGCUUCCUGAAGGCAGCGAAGCUCACAACCAUGUUCGGCGUGUCCUAAAUAAUGUGGCUGGCCUUGGUCGUGAUCCUGCAGCAAAUGAGGAGGCAGACAAUGGGCAUGAGACUGAACCAACAGUUGCUGAAAUCCCAAGCACAAGCGCAGCACCCAUAAGUAUACGGACCCGUGCUCAGCGUGCUAUUGCAAGCCCAAGCACAAGCGCAGCUAGGGGCCGUGGUCGGCCUGCUACAGCAAGCCCAAGCACAAGUGCAACCAGGGGCCGUGGUAUGCCUGCUACAGCAAGCCCAAGCCCAAGUGCAGCUAGGGGCCGUGGUCGGCGUGCAACAACCCCUCGGGUUGUAACUAGUCUUGAGAUGCCUGCACCCAUCCCUCACUCAUCUCCUCAGCCUGAGGUCCCUCCACACAUCCCAGAUGCAUCUCCUCAGCCCGAGGUCCGUUCACCCAGCCCACCUUCGCAGCCCGAUUUUGAUCUCAGUAUUGAUGACAAUGUGACCCCUCCUAUACUCCCCGAGACACCGUCUUACCCACCUACCAGCUCUACUGCACCCACUCCUGGCCUCUACUUAGAGCAUCAUUACCCACCUACCGCAUCUUCAUCUGACCCUCUGGGACCUCCGGUUGGGAUUGACACUGUACAGCCACAUACUGAUGUACCAAACGAGCAUCCCCCUCAUCAGCCCUCACCUCCACGAGGUAGACCGCAGCGCACUAGAAGAGCACCCACUUGUGGGACAGGUGGACACAAAAUAGGACACCGAGGGAGCUCUAUGCAUGAUGAUGAGCCUAAGGAUGAUGCCCCGCAGCCUCCUCCCCCGCCCAAACAUUACACAAGGGUUAAAAAACGCAAAAUUGGCGAACCUUGAAUAAAAUUGAAUCAUCGGAAGUUACUUGAUGGAAUGUUGGACAUAUGUGGAGUGCCACCGCAAAAAUUCAGAACCAUAUGUUCAAGUAU